Arachis duranensis is the source of this 411-nucleotide messenger RNA. Its product is annotated as homoserine kinase-like. The record is from RefSeq and is a predicted model, not a curated record. NCBI's taxonomy places the organism in Eukaryota, Viridiplantae, Streptophyta, Magnoliopsida, Fabales, Fabaceae. The transcript is spliced from 3 exons. The coding region runs from base 1 to 411 and encodes 136 amino acids.
AUGCCAGAGUUUGAGGCCCCAAAAAAGCUGCGAGCUGCCCUCCCUUUGGAGAUUGGAAUGCCGCAUCGUGUCUGGAACUGCAGCCAGGCAGGGGCUUUGGUGGCGUGGGUCCUGCAGGGGGACUCACCGGUGCUUGGGAAGGCUCUCUCCUCUGACAAGAUUGUUGAGCCUUGCUGUGCCCCCUUGAUUCCCGGCAUGGAGGGCAUCAAGAGGGCUGCUCUCGACGCAGGUGCUUUCGGCUGCACCAUCAGCGGUGCUGGCCCCACUGCCGUUGCGGUCAUUGAUGACGAGAGAUCGGCUUAUCAGUGGCAACUGGAUUUGAAUUCCUAUGCCACUGUCGCUGCCAUUGCCAUGAUGCAUCUGCUGAUAUGCACAUCAUUUUCUGAGACUUUCUAUUUCCGGUUAAUGUGA